Messenger RNA from Betta splendens (Siamese fighting fish), 3742 nucleotides. RefSeq names its product LHFPL tetraspan subfamily member 7 protein. The record is from RefSeq and is a predicted model, not a curated record. Lineage: Eukaryota; Metazoa; Chordata; Actinopteri; Anabantiformes; Osphronemidae. The coding region runs from base 521 to 1180 and encodes 219 amino acids. Gene Ontology annotation, cellular component: membrane. The transcript has 4 exons.
AUGUGAUCUUAUUUCCCAUAAAAGCCAAAUAAGAUACACCUGCUUCUGCGUAAAUCUUGAUAUUUUAUUUUGAAAUUCGCAUCCGGUAGCGCUUUUGUGUCCUUCGCUAGCUUGACUGUGCCCAGACGCACCCCUUCUGAGACGUAAAGUGCGCUGGUGUCCGUUCAGGGGCUGCAUAAGUGUGUUGAGAGGAGCUACGGAGCGCGGCGGCUCUGGGAUAUGAUCAGACUGCUGCGCCACCUGCGCUGGGAUGAAAACUGCGCACUCACUUCUGGGUGUGACAAACAUCUCGUAGGUCAGAUUUGGCCGUUUUUUCCAAAUGUCCAGAUGACUUGACUUCACUGAAUCACCGCCCGUCCCCUCGCUGAUGUGUUUUGAACCUUUGGCUGGUGUUUCAUUCCUCCAGAUGUUCUGGAGGCGCGCGCCGCCGCUGCGGAUUUCCACUGAUUUAUUUGCUGAUGUAGUGCUGGUCAGGGGCUCAACUUGAAGUCUUGCUCCUGAAGGCGCGCGCGCGCUCCAAAUGCAUUCGCUCCUGGGCCGGGAGAGGAAAGAAGAAGAAGCCCGGUUUGGGAUCGACCUGGGUCCGUCUACGGGCUUUUUGCCCCGAGGUGCCACCAUGUUCAGCUGCGUGGGCUGCUUCUGGGUUCUGCUCUCCUCCGCACUGGUCGCCGUCUGCAGCUUCAGCUUCAUCUCCCCAGCCUGGAUUGUCAAAGACCAGCUGAGAAACAGCCACCAGCACCAGCAGCACCAGCACCACGGCGUCAACAGCAAGGACUCGGUGAGCUUCGGCUUGUUGUGGCACUGUUCGGAGUCCCUGGAUCACAUGUACAGGUGCUACACCUUCGGCGGACUGGGCAAAUUUGCGGAGAUCCCCUCGAGCUCCUGGCAGUGCUCCAGGAUGUCACCUCCUAUCUGCGGACUGUCCCCGAGGCCCAAAUGGACACUCCAUCCACUUGUCAGACCAGUGCAGUGCUGUGUUCGGGAGGCUGUGCUCUGCUGGCCGUCAGCUCCCUGUUGGCCAUCAUCACCAUCUUCCUGCCCAGCGGAGGAUGCGAGCGGAGGAUCUGCACCCUGGCUGGAUACAUGCAGAUGGCUGCAGACAGAUGACGCCACAGCGAGACGGGAAUUAAGUAGAUCAGCGCCCACCGUGGGAGAGCCACCCUUUCCUUAUUGGAUCUGAUUCAGCGCGUCUCAUUGCUAACAGAGUUAUAACAGUCAGCACGGGGCGACAAUAAGGUUGGAACCACAGCAGAGGUCCCGGCAAAGCUGAAAGAUGCUCAAAGCUCACACAAUUGACUUUGUAAUAUCUUGGGAAGAAUAAAAUUGGAGAGUGGAUACAAGGUGUACGGACGUGUGCGACUGCACUAUAUUGAAUUUCUGACAGUAGAUUUCAGACUUACCGUAUUUCUACAGGCGUUCGCGCCGCGCUGUGACGCGCGAGCGGCCCCGUGAUUUGUGUGUUUCGGUGUAAGACGUGUGUGAUGAAAUUGAUUCGGUGUCACGCAUGGACGCCAGGUUAUCACACACCUUCCUGCCCCGCGAACCCAUUCAGGCGCCUUCACUGCGGCUGCUGAGAGCCCCUUCCUCUAGAAGCAGCUUUCUGUUCCUCGUCACGGCGCCGAGGAAGAAAUUCAAGGGCAAUUUAGUUCAUUUAGCUGUUAAAAGCUGCGUUGAAUAUUGGUAUGUCAUGGUAAUAUAUUGUAGUAAAAUGCUUUCUCCUCAGUUUUAUUCUAUUUUGCUUCCACACACCCUCACACGCAGACAAAGUUUAGAUGAAUUCUCUAUUCAUGGCUGAGCACAAAGGCCUCUGCAGCCUUGCAGCUACAUACCUGUGGAAACUCUGCCUGUUUUGUUCUUGUUCUUGUUCUGCAAAUCAAUAUUUCACUCCCUAAGUCUGAAGUCUGCGAGCACUUCAAGGCUUUUCAAGUGUUCAUUCAAACACGAUGUCAGCCAUAAUAAAUAAACCGAGAAAUCCAAGGACGUUUUUACAGGAUUAGCAGACUGGAAGUAUGUUAAAGGGCGAAACUGUGAAUGAAAAAUAAAUUUAAGAAACUCACAGAGGAAGUGUUGGUGGGAGAGUUUCUCAGUUUGAGCAAAAGACAAAAAAAUAAACAACUCUUUGGUGCUGGAGCUGUCGUAGCCACUGUCUUAUUAUCACUGAGAUACUCACUGUGAUAGGGUCACAUUCAAUGGAUCCCAUGUUCUUCCUUUCUGUAGAAAAUAGUCUACACAACGUGUUUUUCAUGAUACUGUGAUAAAAAGGUAGUAAAACUAUAUUGUUUUGAAUAAAUUGCAGUGAGGUGUGACUCACCAGAAGGACCAGGAGGUGAGUCUUCUUCUGCAUCUCGGUGUCAUGUCAGCCUCUUUCAUCAUUCUGUUCGGUCCUCACAGGAUGAGACCACCAUGUAGAGUAACACCGUGGAGACCAGACUCCCACUUCAUGUUUCAAUGUGUAAAUUAAAGACAUGGAGCAAACAGAAAUUCAUAAUUGAAUGAAACCCGUCAUUUACCCGACCCGUGCCCAGUGACAGCUGGGUGACCCCUACCAGGAUAAGCGGCCCACAUAAUGAAGGGAUGGCGCUCUCAUUAAGUGCUUGCAGAGAUCCAGUCAGUCGGAGAUGCGGCUUAUCUGAUCCAGAUGACAUCCUCCUGGUCCCACUCAGCUUUACCUGAGGCUCGCGCUGCGUUUCACUGCUGCAUUCGUUACUCACGGUUCCUCCGUUCUACCGUAGGCUGCCGUUGGAGUUUGUUGUGCCGAUGAAGGGGCAGAGUGGCCUCGGGCCGUGAGCGCGCGGCCGCGUCUUUGUGUUUCCUCCUCAAAAGCCGAGGAUGGCUUGAUAAAGAAGGUCAUUAAAGACUCAUUAGGCAGCGAGUUUAAAUUAAACAUGGGACUGCUUUGACAAGUGAGAGGACAUGGAUCAGGAUAAAGCGAGAACCCGGCAUAGACAGGCUCAACACUCUCCUUCAUUCUGUCUUUGUUUCUAUGCUUUUCACCUGACAAAGUGUCUCCAGAGUCUCUGGGACGUAAGUGAAAACUCCCGUCUGCUUUAUCCCUGUUCCCCCACUGUCCAACAGCGCUUCCUGCUGCUCUUGAAGCUGCCCUUCAAAGUAGAAGUAACAUUUCCUGUAAGUGUAAUAAAACCUGUGUUUGUUGAGCCGAUUACUGCGUAGCACAGGUUUGAGCCUCUCCUUUAGCCACCUGCGCUCCGGAGCUGAGGCGACGCCGACACCUGGCAUUGUAACAGAAAUCCAGAAUGACUAAGAGCAGCGCCGAUGGCCCGCAGCGCAGUCGAUAACUGCUUGGCAGCACGAUCUGGGAGACUCGAGUCAAUUUGUAGAAAUGAGCCGCUCUCUGGCUGCGUGGGUGCUGAGGAGAGCGCCGGAGAGAGCUGCUCGCCGGCGAAGUGCAGGAGCGGCCUGUUUGCACGAAGCCCGAGAAGCCGCGUGGAUUCAAAGUGUCGCUGUGCAUGUUGCGUUAAUGCGGGUCACGCGGGUCCAGUGCAUUAAGAGAUUUGUUUUGCAUCUGACUUCUUAAACUGUGUAGGUGAUGAGUUAUAUUACACACACAGAAAGCUCAGGUCUCGCAAAUGAAUGUGCUUCAUUGCUGAGAUUGAGACUUCACUGUUACACCUCUACUGCCACCAAGUGGCCGCCGGGUGGCACUUCAGCACGUUCCAGCAUGUGCAGACGGGUUCUGAAUUAUGAUUCGCUGUCUAACACGGCCUGUUUCUUCUCUGUGUCU